This is a messenger RNA of Pelobates cultripes (western spadefoot toad), 41325 nucleotides long. Lineage: Eukaryota; Metazoa; Chordata; Amphibia; Anura; Pelobatidae. The record is from the annotation of a GenBank genome assembly.
CCCGGAAGCAGAUAGUGCGCGGCUGACCUUUGCGUGGUGACGUCAGCUGGUGCUCCUGGAAGCGAUCAGCCGCUUGGUCCCCGAGAACGGACAGGAAGUGAGGGAGACAGUGACAACGUACCGGCUCCGGCGGGCUGUCAUCACCAGGGGCUCGGAAAGAGGGAAACCAGGGAUCAGACCUAGAGUACAAAUCUAAACAUACCAGAGAAAGUGCCAACCAGGGUAGAUAUCCAUUAUACCCAGCAUCAUCCAUAGUGGGCAUUGAGUAACUAAUGGUAAACAUGGAUUAAAGCAGAGGCUGGCAGCCUUCAGCAAUCCAGAUGUUGUGGACUACAUCGCCUCUGGGGCUUAUCCUGCAUUAGACCUGUAGAGCAUUAUGGGAGAUGUAGUCCACAACGUCUGAAGUGCCAAACCUUGCCUACCCCUGAUUUAAACUGUAUAUGUUAGCAUUAUCAAUCUGCUGUCACACUCCUGCUUGUCAAAGGUGUUCAUUUGUGACCGCAGUGCUUUGUGUGUGCUUGUCUAAUCUUGCCAUGUAGCAGGGUGGCUUUCCGUAAUAAGGGUGCACAAUUAAAGGACCACUAUAGGCACCCAGACCACUUCCGCUUAAUGAAGUGGUCUGGGUGCCAGGUCCCUCUAGGGUUAACCCUGCCUGCUGUAAUCAUAGCAGUUUCAGAGAAACUGCUAUGUUUACAUUAGGGUUAAAACAGCCUCUAGUGGCUGUCUCAUUGACAGCUGCUAGAGGCGCUAGUGAGAAGACGCCAGCGUCUAUAGGAACGCAUUGAGAAUGCUUUACUAUGGACUGGCAGAAUGCGCGCGCGGCUCUUGAUGCGCAUUCAGCCGAUGACGACUGAAGGAGGAGGAGAGUCCCCAGUGCCGAGGGAGCCUUGCGCUGGAGAAAGGUGAGCGGCACUCUAGUGCCAGGAAAACAAGUUUGUUGUCCUGGUACUAUAGUGGUCCUUUAAUUCAGAAUAUGAUGUGUAGAAACAUAUCUGCAAGAGGGGGGUAACAGAGGAUAAAAAUGCAGCUUUGACCAUCAGCUGCAUUGCAGAAUGUGUGUGCUUCCCUAUUGUAAUCACUUCACUUCCAGGGAAACAAAUCCUUUCUGCUAUGAAUGUAAGAUAAAUUUUUUUCCCCCCCUGCAUUUUAGACUCGGCACUAUGUCAGGAACCGGCAAUAAGAGAACUGCAGGGGAUAAUGUCAGUUCCUCAGCACCCCCAGAAAAGAAGGCUGCAGUUGAGGACUCGGGGACCACAGUGGAGACCAUUAAACUUGGCGGUGUUUCAUCUACGGUAACUACAACAGCAAAUAAAACUUUCUUGCACACAAAAUUCCAGAAAAGGUUUAAAACUUAGCAUUUAUUGUGAUUUUGUGACCUUAUUCAUUGUGUAAAAAAUAAAUAAAAAAAAACAAUAUCUUGAUUAGUCUUUUAGUUAAAAAUGAUAAUGAUCCUACAGCUGUAGUUUAGGGGAUGAAUAGGGACAAAACGAAUGAUAUAGAGUGUUUAAAUCAAAAGAGAGAGAAUGAUACAGAAAACAGAAAUUUUACUUACAGUAUAUUCUUUUUUUUUUUUUUUUUUGUUAAUAUAGUGGCUGUACCAGAGGGGUUGUAUAUAUUCUUAGGGACAAACAGACAAAAAAAAAAUGUAAAUAAUACCUCCUCCUUCCCCUUUAAAUACUUGCUUCAAGCCCAGGAACCUCGGUCUAUGAAAAGAAACCACCAAAAACCAUGCCAUGCUCAAUAUAAAUUUACUAUCAAAAUAUUGAAGGAAAUUGUAGUGCCACUAUAUUAAGGGGGAAAAAAUUUAAUAGGACUUGAAUUUCCCCAAUCCCCUUGGCUGAGGUAAUUUCUAUUAGGAACAACGUCUUGAGAAAUAGCAACUUAAGUGACACAUUCUCUAGCGGUUCAAAACAAUCUUCACAUAAAGACUAAAGUACCAACGAGAAGUCCCAUGAUGGGAACUGAAACUUGCGAGGAGGUCUUUUCAGCAAAAUAGCCUUAAACACCUAAUCAACAGACAAGAAGCAAAAUCCUUAAGUAAAUAAUGGCUAAGAGCCGCUAUACCUUCAAGAUAGAAACACUGAGACCGGUUUCAAAUCCCUCUUGCAAAAACUGGAGAAUAAUUCUGACAGAUGGUUCACACUGAAUGUACUCAUUACAAAUGCACCAAUGGAGAAACUUGCUCCUUAUUCUAAGGUUGAUCUUCAAAGUUGAUUUUCUAGUAGAGUUUAGAAUGACAUUAAACAAACUUUCCGGUAUACCUUUACUUUGCAAAAUUAGCAUUGCAACAGCCAAACCAUCAAUUUGAACAUAUGAAGUGUCAUUUCUAGAAGAAUAACGUUCUCCAAUAGAUGUUCUAGUGCCAUUUGUUUUAAUGCUGAGAACCAACUCCUGGUCUCUUCUGUUUGAAGAACUAAAAAAAGUCUAAAAAAGCGAAGCGAACACAGGAACUUUCGUGUUCAAUCUUUUUGCUAUGAGGUCUUUCACAGGCAGACCGAGUCUUUCCACUAUUUUGGAAAACCACUGAUUCCUGCUGAGGUUGUCUGCGACAAUAUUUUUUGUCUUUUUAUGUGGACUGCAGAGAGGAAACAUAGAUUUCCUUGUGACCACAUCAUUAUUUUGCCAAUGAGAAUAUGAAGAUCUUUGAUCCUUGUUCCGCCUUGACGAUUGAUAUAGGCUACUGUAGUGCUGUUAUCUGAUUGGAUUUUCACUGUUCUUUUCAAAAUCCAGAACUUGAAUGCUUUUAGGGCAUACCAAACUGCCAAGAGUUCUCUGUAAUUGGUCAAGUGAUUUGCUUCCUCUUGAUUCCAGAGACCCUGACUGAACUGAGACAGUAGAUGCUCUCCCCAUUCUUGUUUUCGUCUUUCGCAUUCAUUACUAUUCAUUCUUGCUGAUGGAACGGAAAACCCAUCGUCCAGAAUCUUGACUGCUUCCACCGAUUUAACUUAUCCCGGACUGGUAACGACAGGCAGAAUUCCAGCUCCAGAUCUUUGCCCCUUCUUGUCCAAUGCGCUAAGAUCUCCCAUUGUAGUGGCCUCAUUGCUUUUGCCCAUUUGGCGGCUGGAAUCGAAGAUGUAAGGGUUCCUAGAAUACUCAUUGCUUUCCUUAUAGUGCACUUUACUUCUUGUUGGAGGAAAAAAAAAUUCCCUUAUGAUCUUUUUAGAAGCGGCGAUGCAGUGAUAAUAUUUUGGAAUCCAUGGAUCUUUAACCCCUUAAGGACACAUGACAUGUUUGACAUGUCAUGAUUCCCUUUUAUUCCAGAAGUUUGGUCCUUAAGGGGUUAAAGUUAGUUGAAGCUGUGACUUUUUUAGAUUGAUGAUCCAACCAUGUUUCCUGAGAAGAUGCAUUGUGACGUGAAUGUGUCUUCUUCCAACUGUCUCCUUGAUCCUGCUUUGAUGAGCCAAUCGUCUAAAUAAAGCACCACCGAUACCCCUUUCUCUCGCAGACUUGCAGCCAGUGGUCUGAGAAGUUUAGUAAAUUUUUUUGGUGCUGAUGCGAGACCAAAGGGCCUUGAUUUGGAAAUAGAGUAUUGUUUCGGCUAAAAGAGCAUCUCUUUUCUUUAGUGCAGGAUAGGAUGUCAGAAGGAAGCAUGGUCUUGACUUACUUGAAAAGCUGAUCAUUUUUUAAUCACACCUAAAAUUCAUGGGUUUGCAGUUGUACUCUUCCAUCCUUUGAAAAAUAGUUGCAGACAACCUCCUACUUUCUCGUCAGAAUAUCUUCUUAUCUUGCCUGUUUAGAGGUCUUGUUAUUAAAUUUAUUGUUUAUCUGUUAGGCUUCAAGAAAAAACUAUUCGUAUCAUUCCUCAUAGCUCUUUGAGGACGGUAUUGAAAUCUUCUGGAACCAGAUGCAUAUGUUUUUUUGUGGCAAUGCUUUUUUUUGUGAAACCAGGGGGCUGCACUCACCUGAAAAUACAUAAAUGGGGUGCUGGAGGGGGCCAAAUUAUACAAUACAGAAGAUCCAGCACACUCACAUAUCCACUAAACAGCAACUUCAAUGCUGACAGAUUUUUUUUUUUUUUACCCCUUAGUGACUAGAGCGUUUUUUAAAUUUUCUUACCGUUAAGGACCAGGCCUCUUUUUACAUUUCUGUGGUGUUUGUGUUUACUCAUUUACUGUACCCACACAUAAUAUAUACAGUUUUCCUCGCCAUUAAAUUGUCUUUCUAAAGAUACCAUUAUUUCAUCAUAUCAUAUAUAAAAAAAAAAGUGGGGAAAAAAUACACGUUUUCUAACUUUGUACAUUUUGUCCUGAGUUUAAAAAAUGCCCAAUGUUAACAUGUUCCUAGCUUUUUUUCGGAAAGUUAUAAGGCUAUAACUACAAGUCACUUUGCUAUUUGCCAACCAUUUUUUGUUCAAAAUUAACGAACGUUUCAUUGUAAUACUGAUAUAACCCUUCACAUGUAUAUAUUUUUUUAAAAGAAGACAACCUAAGGUAUAAAACAACCUAAGGUAUAUUUCUGACACACAUAGCAAUUUAAGAAUACAUGUACUGAGAACUUUAAUGGUUACUCCCAAAGAAAACCCCAAUAUGUGUUCAGCAACAACCACCCAUUCAUAGGUGUGUCAGGUUCUAUGGGGGCUAAAAGACCUUACUUGGAGGUUGCGCAUUCCAGUUUUCCAACUUGGAAUUUUCCCAGCUGGUCAUCAUGAACCCAUUUGCUAUUUGGGACAUUUUUGAAGCAGGCCAAUGUAAUUUACCUACAUCAAACCAUAUAUUUUUGAAAAGUAGUCACCCUAGGGCAUUUCAAAUGGUGGUAUUUUAACACUUUCCAUGCACUAAUUCUACCACCAGUCUUUGUCAACCUUUUGGGUAGACAUUUUUUUUUUAUUUUCACACACAUUGUACUUUAGGCAUGGAUUCUCAGCUCCUGUUAUGUAUUACUGCCAAAGAACACCACAAUAUGUGUUCAGCAACAUCUCCCGAGUACAACAGUGCCCCCAAUAUACAGGUUUUAUGUGUUUUUGCAAACUUACAGGGGUCAAAUGUAGGGCUUUUCCAUUUUCCAUGUUUGCACAUUGAAAUUUGCCAAAUUUGUUUGCUGUUGCCUUUGAGACCGUAUAGCAGCAGGAAUGAAGCGUAACCCCAUCAUGACAACCAUUUGUAAAAGUAGACAACCCACGGUAUUAAAAAUAGGGUGUUGUGUGUGUGUGUGUGUAUAUGUGUGUGUGUGUGUAUAUAUAUAUAUAUAUAUAUAUAUAUGUGUGUGUGUAUGUUCUUUUUUUUAUUUAUUUUUUUAUUUUAUUUUAACUGAGUUCCUUAAUCCCUCGAGGCACUCAUUACAGGCAGAACCUAGGAAGCCUGCCUGAUGGCUUCCUAAGCUCUGCCUCACUGCCGGUCCCCACGUGGAGCAAUCCAGAAGUGAUCGCUCCAGGCGGAGCGGCCACCGGCAGUGAGGGGGGUAUUGCAGCAAUACCUCGACAUCGAGGCAUUGCUGUAAUACCAUUAGAGGGGUUAAAAACGACUAAUCUAGGCAAAAAUAAUGGGGAUUUAGUGAUAUUAGAUGCUUCUUUUUUUUUUUUUCUGUCCGACAAAUGUUUUAUCGUUUCCUCCAAUGGCGAUCCAAACAACUUUUCCACUUUCUAUUGGUAAUUCACAUAGGUAAGCUUUCAAAGCUGUAUCCGACGACCAUGAAUGGAGCCACAUUGCUCUUCUGGUUAAAGAUGCUAGCCCCAUCGUGUGUGCUGACAAUUUAAAAUUUUCCUCUGACAUUUUAAGCAUAAAUUCAUUUGCUGAACUGAUAUUAUGCAAAAGUUGAGGAAUUUCUAUUUCUGCACCUUCAAGCAGACGACUUUCAAUCACUUGAAGCCAUACUUUUUGAGCCUUCAUGAGAGACACCUGCUACCGAGACCUUACUCUGAAAAUCUGCUGCUUGGAACAUCCUCCUACAGAAUGCUUCCGGUUUUCUAUCCAUGGGAUUCUUUAGGCCCAAUACCUCACUGAUCGCCAGGGUAGGUUUUUGAGAUCGUUGUGCGACCUGUGUGUGUCUACUUUAGGUAGAUCUUCCCAGCUCAACUCUUAUUGCAAUCAAAAUAAUACUUUCAAAUGCUUGGAGAUGAAAGUUGUUUUUUUUUCUGGAUUCUUCCAUUCCCUGUAAACUAGCUCCAUCAGUUUACGUUCUAUUGGCAAACCUCUGAUCUUUUUUGUCUUUGAAUCAUCGGCUAACCUCGCUGUAAUUUCCUUGGUGAACCUUCUCAGUUCCUCAGUAGGAAAGCCUUCCUCCACACUCAAAGCUUAACUGGCGAGUGAUGAGUAUGAUGUGUCCGAGCAUUCUUCAGAUGAUAAUUUCUGGAAUACUUCUCCCAUGUCAGCGUAUGCACUCAAGAUGUCGCUUUAAAAGACUCAAAAGUUUGCUAUAGGUUGUACUGGAACACUGUGGAGGAAAUUCUGCACAUCCUUUUGUUUAUUUUUUUCUAAACUUUCCACAAAACCACUGUUACACAACUUUUUUACUCCAUCCAUCUGGCAGUGGAGUAGCGCAUUCAGCACAGGCAUUAUGCUUGGAUUUAAACGCAACUUUUUCGGUGCAUGUACAGUCUUUCUCUCCUUUUCUAAAUCCUUAGGAGAUAUUGGGUUAGACAUCUGCAAAAAAAUAACCACCUUAAGCUACAAUUCCAUAUAAUGUAUAGGCAAUAUAGAUAAAACAGAAGCCUUUAAAUGGUUCAUGGAUUGCGGGAUAAAACUUACCAGGAAAGGUUAAAAGAUCUUAACAUGUAUAGCUUGGAGGAAAGACGAGACAGGGGGGAUAUGAUAGAAACAUUUAAAUAUAUAAAGGGAAUCAACACCGUAAAGGAGGAGACUAUAUUUAAACGAAGAAAAACUACCACAACAAGAGGACAUAGUCUUAAAUUAGAGGGACAAAGGUUUAAAAAUAAUAUCAGGAAGUAUUACUUUACUGAGAGGGUAGUGGAUGCAUGGAAUAGCCUUCCAGCUUAAGUAGUAGAGGUUAACACAGUAAAGGAGUUUAAGCAUGCGUGGGAUAGGCAUAAGGCUAUCCUAACUAUAAGAUAAGGCUAGGGACUAAUGAAAGUAUUUAGAAAAUUGGGCAGACUAGAUGGGCCGAAUGGUUCUUAUCUGCCGUCACAUUCUAUGCUUCUAAAGACCUCUGAACCGUGUGGGGGCGCUGGUGACACGGUAGAUCCUCCAAGGACACCUUCCAUGCCUGUCCUGAGGGUUUGCACAGCAUUUAUAGGCACCCAAAUUGAAUUUUGUGCCAAAUUUUCGAAGUUCAAAAUUGAGCAUGCGUUCCACCGCAGUGCCCAAGCGCAAGGCUUGCAUCACAGUCAGAUGUCCUUCCCGAAUGGUACAAGAACUAAUACUGAAGUAAAGGGGAAGGAGGGGCUAUUUAAAUUUUAUAUAUUUAUUUUAGUCGGUUUGUCCCCAAGAAGAUAUACAGCUCCUCUCAUAUAGCCACUAUUUGUUAGGAAAAAAAUAUAAAUGUACAGUGAGGGGAAAAAGUAUUUGACGCCCAGAAAAAUGCAUGUCAAAAGAGUUAUAAAUUGAUUUAUAUUUCAAUGAGUGAAAUAAGUAUUUGAUCCGCUAUGAAUCAGCAAGAUUUCUGGCUCCCAGGUGUCUUUUAUACAGGCAACAAGCCUGGAUUAGGAGCACUCUCUCUAAAAGGGAAUGCUCCUAAUCUCAGCUUAUCUGUAUAGAAGACACCUGUCCACAGAAGCAAGCUAUCAAUCAAUCAGACUCCAAACUCUCCACCAUGGCCAAGACCAAAGAGCUGUCCAAGGAUGUCAGGGACAAAAUUGCAGACCUACACAAGGUUGGAAUGGGCUACAAGACCAUCGCCAAGCAGCUUGGUGAGAAGGUGACAACAGUUGGUGUGAUUAUUCGCAAAUGGAAGAAACACAAAAUAAUGGUCAGUCUCCCUCAGUCUGGUGCUCCAUGCAAGAUCUCAUCUCGUGGAGUUUCAGUGAUUAUGAGAACGGUGAGGAAUCAGCCCAAAAAUACAUGGGAGGAUCUUGUUAAUUAUCUCAAGGCAGGUGGAACCAUAGUCACCAAGAAAACAAUUGGUAACACAUCUUUGUCAGUGGGCAAAAUGUUCAAAAUCAGCAGGGUAUCAAAUACUUUUUUUCCCUCACUGUAUGUAUAUAUAUAUAUAUAUAUGUGUGUGUGUGUAUGUGUAUGUAUGUAUGUAUGUGUAUAUAUAUAUACAUACACACACAGUUAUUUUCUUUUAUUUUUAAAUAUCCACACUCUAUCCAACUAAUAACUGCUAAAAUUAUUGGAAUUACCCUUUUAUGAAGCAUCCUCUGAAUCAGAACAAUAAGUGAAUCUAUUGUGAGAUUGCACAAAUUAUGCCAAACAAUUUUUAUAAUUUUUUUUAACUCUAGUUUCAAUAUUUCAUUUAUACUUAUAUAUGUUUUUAUAUAUUAUAGAAUAAUAUACAUACAGGGUAUGACCUGUUGUGCUGCUUAAACGGUUUUAAAGAAAACUGGGAGGGCGGUGACAUCCAAAGACUGCUUGAACUGUUUCAUUAAGGGGGAGCUUUAAUGGUGAGCUUUAAUGGUAGUGGAACUUACAAUGUCAUUUUAAGCUUUCUUUCUAGCCUUUUACUACAUAUGCUUGUGUGGGUUUCAGUAGGCUAACUUUGUCGAUUCUCCAAGUCUAUGAUCAAGUAGUAUCUUUGUGGUCUCAGAAUAUAUAAUCAUACCCAUCAAAACCUUAUUUCUACUUUUGAUUUAAUCUUUUAGGAAGAACAGGACUUGCGAACUCUUCAGGUUAAGAACAAGAAGUUGGCUGGAAUGUUAGAUCAGAGACAAGCUAUAGAAGAUGAAUUACGAGAUCGCAUUGAGACCUUAGAGAAAAGGCAGGCGACGGAUGAUGCAUCUCUCCUAAUAAUUAACAGAUACUGGAGUCAGGUUUGUGCUAUUUUUGUAAUUCAGACUAGAUAUUUUUCAGAUAGCUUGCUCUCUUAAUUAACCUUUGUAUCCUGCAUUUUUCUUUUGUUAUAUUCUAUUCUUCUCUCCUACGUAGUGUGUUUUUUUUUUUUAAUAUAUAUUUACUUAUUUUUUACAUUUAGUUUUUUUUGUUUUUUUUUGUUUCUUCACCUUACAUCUUUUCCAAAUUUUAACUUCUCCUUUUCUUAUUUCACCCUAUUUCAGUUUGAUGAAAACAUUAGGAUUCUCCUAGGUCGGUAUGAUUUGGAUCAGGAUUUGGGAGAGUUUUUGAGUGAACGAAAAGCAUUAGUGCUUCCUGAACCUGAACCAGAUUCUGACAGUAAUCCUGAGCGCAAGGAAACUGAUCGGGGUAAGAGAUAAAUUAUGGCGUUUGAAAUACACAUUGUAUAGAUGAAGGAUUAGAAGACUUCGACCAAUAUUUCUUAAAGUUUUGAUUUUUGUAUGUCAUCACAUGACACAGGGCAGAAUAGGACUUUAUAGUUUUGGGUGAUGUGUAUCACAAGUUGAAGGGACACUACAGGCAAUGCAACCGCUUCACCUCAUUGAAGUGGUUUUAGUGUCUGGCAGACCUUGGUACUGAUCUUUCAGUGUUUAAACAUUUUUAAUGUGUAACGCUAAACAGCCCAUCCAUUCUGUGCUUUAUGGGCUAAUAAGGACGCACUAGGCUGAACUAUGGGUGUUGGUGAUUGGAUGACAGUGGAUCGUUGUAAGCCUAUCAUGGGCUGCCAUUGUUAAUAUGAAUUCAUGUAUUUAAUUACAAGUGUAAUCUGUGCCUUACCCACAUCUUUAGUGGGUGGCCAGGGUCACUUAAGCUGUUUGAAAAUGGUUUAAAGUGGUUCUGUCAGCGACUGAGGUCUUUGCAUAUUAUGACCUGCAAUGGUGACUGCACCACUUGCAGUGCAGUGGCCGCAGGGAAAGGUGCGUUUUAUUUACCUGAACCUGUCCCUUGCAGCCAAAGUCAUGUUGCUCCUGAAGGUCCUCUUCAGCUCCUGGUGCUUAAUGUGACAGGAGCCCACAUUAGUAUUGUGAAGAGGAGAAAAUAUACUUUGUAUAUAGUUUGACUACGUUGGAAUUUUGGUGAAAUGUAUCUUUUUAUUAAAUACUCAAUUUGGAGGGAAGUUGACAUAGAUGCUGUAACACUGAAUAGAGAGAUGGACUCCAGACACUACAACCAAUUUAUUAAGGUAAAAUAGUUAUGAUGCCUAGAGUGUCCCUAAAACUGUACUGUUCCUAGUAUUUGUUCUAUAUCCUUGUUACAUAAAACUUCACCAUAGUAUUUAAUAUUUUCUAAAACCAUUGAGCAUAUAAUGUUGUCUUCAUGAUAAAUUAUAUAUUCAUUGCUGGAAGUGGUAUAAGCAAAAGUGAUCUUUAAAUGUUUGUUAUGGAGAGGUGUAAGCGACAACAGUGCAUUAAUGUGUGAAAACAUAAGCUAAGCAUGUUAAAGUUUUUGUUUAAAAUUGAAGGUGGUAGGAAAGCAUACAGAAAUAGUCUUUAGAAGGUAACGUGCAGUUAAAGAGUAUUGGGUGAUACUAGACUUUUUUUUUUUUUUUUUCUUUUCUUGCUACUAUUGUUUAUCUUUGUAGGUGAGGGUCUAUGGGAAGCUCCACUUUCUUUCUUGGCUACGCUAGCCAGCAGUAGCAGUGAAGAAAUUGAAACCCAGCUGCAGGAACGUGUGGAAUCCUCACAUAGAGCUGUCUCCCGCAUAGCACUGGUGUAUGACCGCUUACAUGCACGCCUGGAUCAACUGUCCAUUAAACUCAAUAGUACAGGUACAGCAACUAUUAAGCUUUACUACUUUUCACUCUUUUUUGUUUACUUUUUUAAUAUGAAACCUGUUAUAUGUUCAUUUUAUGGUACCUUUAUUUCAUUGCUGAUUUUUGUUUUUGGCGGGGUUCUCUCUCUGGCUAUUUUUUUUGAAUCUUUGCAGACCCCACACUGAUGGAGGAGGCAGUUCGAGAUCUAAAUUCUUUGUUAACUAAUGAGAAUGCACGACUGCAGGAAGUGUGUACAUUGUUGCAGGAGAAACAGCAGAGCAUGUCUCAAGAGGUUAGUGAAUAUGUUAUUUGGUAAGAAUAGAUCAAUAAUUUUUGUGCCUCAAAAAUAAUCAGGGUUAUUCAAUUAAGUUAGAAUUAACGGGAAUUAAAAGUGUAUUUCAAAAUUUAGGCCAAAAUAAAUGAAUCUAAACAUUCCCCAAGUCAGUUCUGUAUUUGUUUUGUCCAUAAAUUUGAAAUUCACUUUGAAUUCCCAGUAAUUCUCCCAGCAAUUCUCUCUGAUGGGAUGUCUUUAGAGAAGGGUCGGCAUUAGUAAAUGAGGAGAGAUUGCCUCCUUCCCCUAGUGAAGAGACUCACUAAUUGGGUAUUCCCAUUCUGAUCUUUGUAACUAGCCCAUAGCUUCAAGCACCACUUGCGCAGGACUCUUAGAAUGUGGGUGCAAAGCAUACUUCUGUCACUUACCUCUGUUUUCAUCAGUCAGUGAUCUGGUGAUCUCACAGAUGUCUAUGUAUAUAUACAUGAUGAGAUGUAACUACUCUAAACUAUAGUUAGUCUACACCCAAUGGUCAUCAUUUUAUCCCCUAUGUGUUUGUAUGUUUCCAUGCCAUACCUCCUUGCUAUCCCCACUUGUGUAAUUGUUUUUAAUAUAGCUUCAUGUAUGAUUGAUCUAAAAUCUGUAGUAUUUUACUUGAACACACAUCACACACCCCAAUAUCUUUAUAAACCAGUCACUUUAAGCAUUUUGUGCAGUAGUUUAAACUUUGCGGUUGAGUGAGUGGGGAUUCGUACAGCAGUACACAAGGACCGUUUAAUGGUUUAAAUAUGGGUAGAGGAACUAAUGCCUAUCAUCCAGAGUCGGGCUGCUUUACAGUAUCAUUUUACUCCGCUUCUCAAAGUGGUACAACAUCAACAUUUAAAAGUCUCUACCUACUGUAUUAAUAGAAAUGUGACUUUAGAUAGUCCUUGCUGUUUAGUGAGAAGCAGGCCAUGCUCAGGGGUAGUCAACAAGAAAUACGAAUUCAAGCGGUUUCCUAUAAUGGUGUGUGUUUCAUAACAUCAGACACAGAACAAAAUGUCACUAUAAUUUGUCUUUGUGCAAGGUUAAAUCCUAUCUGUUACUCUCAUUGUCGUUCUCCGCCAGUUCUCACAGCUGCAAUGUCGGUUAGAAAAUGCAGAGUCCCGAGUCUCCGUCCUAGAUGGACUUAUUGAGGAUCUACAGUGGGAUAUUGAUAAAGUCCGCAAACGAGAACAGCGCCUUAACAGACACUUGUCUGAAGUUCUUGAGAGAGUAAGCAACGGAUGCUAUUUGGUUACUUGGUGAUUUUACAUUCUGUUUCAAUGUUAAAUGACCGUAUGUCUAUCUGACAGGUUAAUUCCAAGGGAUACAAAGUGUACGGGGCUGGCAGUAGUUUGUACGGAGGAACUAUUACUAUCAACUCAAAAAAGGUAUGCUGACAUUGCUUAAUUUAUGCUUUUGUUUGCAUUUUUUUUAGCUACUUGCUUUUAAAAAUUUACUUGCAAUGAAAUUUGCUUUAUUUCUCUUCCUGUGUACAUGUUGUCUCAUACGACGCCUUACUCUUUAAUUCAGUUUGAAGAGAUGACAUCUGAAGUAGAUAUGAAUAAGGAGCUAGCUGUGAACCGCUUGCAGGAAUUAGAAAAACUGAAACAAGACUUAAACGAAGUAACAUCAGAGAACCAUGAAUUGCAGGUAUUUUUGAUUUUAACUUGAAAAAAAAAAAAAUUAUACCCUAUAUGCAUUUAUUGGACUUUUCUUGGAAAAUGUGUCGGACAAAAUGAAUAUAUAUUCUGGAGUGUCUUGCAUUUCUUGCAGGCUGAGCUUGUGAGUGCUGUGGAGAGCAAUGUCCGAAUUUCCCCAGAGUAUCGCUGUAUGCAGUCUCAGUUCUCUGUUUUGUAUAAUGAGUCCUUGCAACUGAAGGCCCAACUGGAUGAAACUCGGUCUUUACUGCAUGCAACGCGCUCUAAUCAUCAGCGUCAGCUUGAUUUGAUUGAGGUUUGUUUUAGUACAUAAUCCUUUUUAUAUUUGUGGACACUUUAUAUUAUGAAAGACAUCGUUUUUCCACUCGUGUCUGCUUCAAAAUAUACAUUGUUCACAUGCAUGGAUGCUUUGAAGUUUUAAAUGUUGUUUGUACAUGGAACAGCUCAUGAAAUGAACAUUCACUGAUAACUGUUAAAGAUGCCCACUGGAAAUGGGUAGAAUAAGUGCAAGCCUUGUAACACCAAAGUAUAUAGACACAAUCCCUUUAACUAACUGAACAUAUGUUCAUUGAGCUGGUAGAAGUAUACUCAAAGUUUAUUCGAAGGGGAUCUUCAUAUAUUAUUCCAAUUCAGGUUUGAACAUCAUUCAGGAGCCAGUUACCUGUUACCAAUUUAAAUGACCUAUAGUUCAAUUAACUUUAUUAAAGAAACACCAAAAGUUAAACAUAUACUUUACUUUAACAUUAAAGGAUUACCUUUCUAAGAUUCGGAUAUCCCUUUUUGAUAAAACAAUUAUAAUUAAAAUCAAAAGAAUACUAAGCUUGCAUACUAAGCUUGUAUCCCAGCGCAAGCAUUUAGAAAAUAGGCUUUAACAUAUAGUGGAUUUGGUACUUAGUCCCUAUACUUGGACACAGUAAGCAGGAUUAACCCCACAAUUUGUUAAUACAUUACAUAGAUAAUAUAUGACAAAAAAUACUCUUAUAGCGGCAACUCUAGUCCAGGAGAGAUUUGUGGAAUAAUAUAGUUGAUCCCCCAUGAAUAUCAAAGGAGAAAAUAAAUAUUCCACACAUGAUGAUAUGUGAAAGAGUCUUAUCGCGACAGAGUUUUUUUUAAUGUUGUAUUUUUGUUUUCUCGACAAUAAAGGAAAAUUGUUUCAUACCUACCAUAAUUUUCUUUUCUUGAUAAUUAUGCAUGGCAUAAUUUACUUAUGUGUUUGCUCCUCCCCUCACAGCAGAAAGGAUAGGAAAUAAAACUUUGAAAUUGCCAUAAAUAGUUCCAUCCCCUCCCCAUCAGGCAGUCUAUGUAACUAGCUUCAUAACUUUCAUAGUAUGAGGGUGUGAAUGUAAUGCUGUAAUGGGUGUAUAAUGAUCAGGAAAGGAAUAUUACUGUAAGUAUGAAACAAUUAUCCUUAUUUGUGAUUGAACAUGUAAAAAACUUUAAAAAAGUCAAACGAGUAAUCAAUAAGGUAUCCCAAUAAUAUCUGCUCAGACAAGUGAUUGUGCCCCAGAGGCUGCUUGUCAGCAACCCCAUGGUAUUUAAAUAUAGAGAAUCUACUCAAUAAAUAUAGUAUAUAGUGUGAGUGUGUGUACGUAUGUAUGUAUGUAUGUGUGUAUAUACAUACAUACAUAAUCAGGUAGGAAUCAAGGUUAUGAUAACCAGACCUAUAAAGGAACAUGUCUUCAUGUUCAACAUGUCUUGGCUAAUACAAGACAACUCCUGUAAGAAAUGAGAUAUCCUUGCAGAUGCUUGCUAUGGAGAAUAAAAUAUAUUAGAGAAGAACCUCCUCUAAACAUAAAGACGUGGUCUGAAAACUGCAAACUUUUUAUGCAAAAAACGCAAUGUUCGUAGGUGUCCUUCUCUAAUAUAGAGGAAAUACUCAAAUGACAGCACUUUCAAAUUAGAACUUGGUAUAUAUACUAAGCAUCAACAUACUUAGAAAUAUUGAAAUGCUGAUGUAGCAACUUCUCGUGUGUGUGUGUACACACACACUCUUACCCUGAUAAGGGUGAAUCUUCAUAAAGUUUUUAGAAAAGAAUAUUCUCCCGACAUUAACAGCCACUUUUAAUGAGGUUGACAGAUUUAUUAAGAGCUCAUACCAAUUCUAAAAGAAGGUAAAAUCCCUACAAAUAUCUCAAACUACCGCCCUAUAUCUUUAGUGAACGUAGAUGUUAAACUAUACGCUGCCAUACUGGCAAAAAUAAUUAAAAAAAUAUUACCUUAGAUAAUACACCCAGAUCAGAUUGGGUUUCUGUUGGGUAGGCAGUCUUGCAAUAAUACUCGAAGAGUGGUGGACAUCUUGGACUGGGCCCAUGGUACGGGAGUUUCCCUUCUGACAUUGUCGGUGGAUUCAGAAAAGGCUUUCGACAGGGUUGGAUGGGGAUUUUUAAGAGGUGUUCUGACCCAUUUUGGCUUUGAGGGAUGGAUAGUAGAGGUGAUAGGAGCUCUGUAUUCGGUACCCUCGGCAAGGAUAGUGUGCUGAGAUAUGUGUUUUGAUUGGUUCAACAUAACAAAUGGGACAAGACAGGGCUGCCUGUUGUCUCUGCUGUUGUGUGUUCUGUCCAUUGAACCCCUAGCUAUUAACAUAAGGAAUAACCCCCAGAUCAAGGGUGUCAAAUUGUCAGAUAGAGAACUAAAGAUCUGUCUAUAUGCGGACGACACAUUAAUCUGUUACAGAACUAGAUACCUCUUUAACUUAAUAGAGGAAUUCAUAAAAAAUAUGGCAUUGUAUCAAACUACAAAUUAAAUAUGAACAAAACUGUAGCCCUUACUAAAAAUAUAGAAGGAAAUAAUCUCCAGUAGAUGAAAAGAGAUUACGACUGUAGCUGGACAGCCAAAGAAAUCACCUAUUUGGGUGUUGUAAUCACAGCGGACCCUAGGUGGGCUAUGGAGGCUAAUUUUUUAAGACUCAUAAAAGAGACCAACAGUUUAUUAAAAGAAUGGAGAGGUUGUGAGAUUUCUUGGUGGGGUAGGAUAAACACCAUAAAGGCCUACAUUAUUCCCCAAUGGGCAUACCUAUUCCCCAUGUUUCCCCUCUCUAUCUCUAAACACUAGUUGAAUAUGAUACCGAGUAGUAUUACAAACUAUAUAUGGAGAGGCCAAAGACCUUGAAUUAUCCAUUAAUAAAAUAUAUGUUCCAGGCUAAUAUGAUUGUACAUGUUUAUAAAUUACAACUAAGUGAGUCUAGGUGGAACAAGCGUGGUACAAACUAGAAUCAAACAGAACGGGUUUGGAUUAUUAAGGAUUUAUAUAUUGGACACCAGAUUAGGAGGUAUGAUGAUUUAAAAAAUAUCUUGAAUUUACCAUCCAAAGAGAUCUUUAGUUAUCUGCGUAUCAAGAGUUUUUUAAAAGAUCAUAUACUGAGUUUAGACAGCGGUAUUACUUAAGAAAAUCUUCUCUGGUGCUAAACAUAAAAAUAUAUUCUCUGUUGCAAGGGAGUUGCUAAAAUCGAUGGGAGGUUCAAACAUCCCCAAGGCUUUAUUGAAAUGGGAAUAAGAUUUAUUGAUAGUUAUACAGUAUAGAAAGUGGUGUCUCUCGUUUAUAAAUAUCAAAAAAUAUAACCACUGUUUAAAUAUACUAGAGACCCCCCAAAAAAGAGUUAGUUAUAGGUGGUACAUGGUCCCAACGAGACUAGCCAAGAUAUCCCAGAUAAACCCUUCGAACUGCUGGAAAUGCUUUCAUUUAGAUGGAUCAAUGACCCAUAUGUGGUGGAGUGGUCCAAGAAUUGUGCAGCUAUGGAAUGUAGCUUUUUAUCUAAUAAAGAAAGUAGGACGGGUGAUACUCGAAAAGGAAAAAAAAAAAAGCAGAAACAGCUCUACUACACUUAAUUGAGAAUGAAGAGGCAGAUAAAUCAGACAUCCUGAUUGUGCACUGCUUUAUGGCAGUCAAGACCCUUAUUGCCAGAAAUUGGAAAAAAGUUUGUAUUCCGACUAAAUAACAUCUUAAAACUCAGCUGAUAAAUCAGCUUGAGAUGAAGAUGGGCAUAAUUCUCACCGAUAUAUAUUCUAAUCAAAUAUAUCUUGGUACUUAUACAAACCUUACUGGUAUGAUUUUAAAGGUUAUUGAGAAGCUAUCUUAAAGGACCACUCUGGGCACCCAGACCACUUCAGCUUAAUGAAGUGGUCUGGGUGCCAGGUCCAUCUAGGGUUAACCCAUUUUUUUAAUAAACAUAGCAGUUUCAGAGAAACUGCUAUGUUUAUGAAUGGGUUAAGCCUUCCCCCUAUUCCUCUAGUGGCUGUCUCAUUGACAGCCACUAGAGGCGCUUGCGUGCUUCUCACUGUGAUUUUCACAGUGAGAGCACGCAAGCGUCCAUAGAAAAGCAUUAUGAAUGCUUUCCUAUGUGACCGGCUGAAUGCGCGCGCAGCUCUUGCCGCGCGUGCGCAUUCAGCCGACGGGGAGGAGAGAAGUAGGAGAGCUCUCCGCCCAGCGCUGGAAAAAGGUAAGUUUUAACCCCUUUCCCCUUUCCAGAGCCGGGCGGGAGGGGGUCCCUGAGGGUGGGGGCACCCUCAGGGCACUCUAGUGCCAGGAAAACGAGUGUUUUCCUGGCACUAUAGUGGUCCUUUAAGCCAACCCAUUUGACCUACACAUUUUUUUGACCUUUUACACGACUAUUUGAGCAACAAUAUUUAAGUUGGACUCUACAAUCCAUGUGUUUGUGUAUUAAUUCCUGUCUUGCAUAUGUGUUUUGCACUAGCGAUAUACCCAAGGCUUGUAACAAUGGUCCACAAUGGUGUAAACUAAUGGAAUGAAUGUUGAUGUUUGUCAAGUUCUGUACUUUGUGUAAAAACAUUUUUAUUCUCAAUCAAAAGCAUUUAUGCAGAAAAAAAUUUAAAAUGAAAUUUCAGUAUAUUUGUCUUUAUCCUCUUCAUUUAAAAAAACCUGAAGUAGAGAAUCCACAGUUUGUAAUAGGUACCUACUUAGUGCGACUGCAUUUGUUUUGGUGCAUCUGGGCUAUGUUUCCUUUCAGUUCAUACACCGAGAUUAUAUCAGUUGCAUGUACUAAAUAUACUGUGCAUAUAUUGGGGUUUUAUAUUAAUGCCAUCUUGCAUACAUACUAAUCCCAUAUACUGAGGAUGUGUUUUAGCAGCUCCUCACACAUAGAGAUAUCAUUCUAAUAUAUCAAGGCUGUGUUCUAACAGCACCUCAUACGCCGAUUCUGUUCUGCAUGGAGAUGCUAGACAUUCCCCAUACAGCUUAAUUGAUUCAAUGCAUCUCUUUAAGUUGAUGCUGAUUGGUGCAUUUUGCUGUACAUGUGCAAUAUCUUCCCUAUGCUUCCCUAUGGGAAAGCGUUAGAUUGGCUGAGAUAAUCAAUAUAGAUGAUCUCAGUCAUGAAGUCAGGGCCAGCCACAGCGAGACUGGCGCAAUGAGUAUGAAAAACUGAGUAAAACCACCUUUUCAUCUUUUAUAAAAUGCCACAUCAGGACUAUAGUGUCCAGAAUACAUGUUUGUACAGAAUACUUGGCAAAAUAACGUUUGCAGUGAUACAAUAUUGUUAUUGUGUUAAGAAUUAUUUCAAACCAAGAAUCUUGUGGGGCAGUCCUUGCUUCCUGCGUCUAGAGAUUUUGUUAGAUGUUGAAAAGCUUAAGCAGUUAUAGAACUUAAAAGUACAACCAGAUUUUCUACAUCAUAUAGAACACAAAUUUGGAUAUUUUUCAAGUCUCUUAUCGGGGUCAAGAACAUUUUAUAUGAAAAUUGCCUUGCAGUCUACGUUUCUUUGCAUCUUAUCUUGUGUGUUGCAAUUUAAGGUCAUGUGACACAUCAGUCCUGACCUCGGUUAUCAUGAUCUUGACUUUCCAGAGUAUACUGCGUAUGACCUGUACCAACUUUUGGUUUCUUUAUAGUUGAUCUGCGCUCUAGUUCUCCUGAAUUGGGCAUGGUUUUUAUUUUGUGUGUGUUUUUAACUCUUGGUAAUCUAUAUAGGUGCAUCUUACAAAUUCCAUAUGUUGAAUAUCUUGACUAUAUGAACCCUUAUUUUGGCUGAAGGUUUCCAUGCUUGACGCAUGUAUAUUAACUAGUAGUGUGCCGUGAAAACAAUUAAAAAAGACAGUCUUCAAUGAUGUACACACCCUCACUCCGCUCUGUAACUUUAUGGUAUCCCUACUGGUCAGCUGCCUCACUGCCCUGUAUACUGAAGUCUUGUCUGAUUUGUCUUGCAGCGCGAUGAACUGUCUCUCCAGAAAAAGGUUCGCACUGAAGUGAUUCAGUUAGAGGAUACGCUUGCUCAAGUGCGUAAAGAAUAUGAAAUGCUUAGAAUAGAGUUUGAGCAGACUCUGGCUGCCAAUGAACAAGCUGGUAUGUCUUUCAUUUCUAUAUAUUGCUGUGCUUUAUUGAAAGAAAAAACAAACAAAAAAAACCACUUUAUUGAUAUUGCCUUUUUGUUGUAGGUCCCAUUAAUAGAGAGAUGAGACAUCUGAUCAGCAGCUUACAGAACCAUAAUCACCAGUUAAAGGGAGAGGUACUGAGGUAUAAGAGACGUCUGCGAGAGAUACAAGGAGAUAUUAGCAAGGUAAGUAAGGGGACCCCACCCCUGAGGAAAAAUACAACUAAUAAAAUAAUGCUUAUAAGACUUGUUUCCCUUUCUUCCAGAUUCGUUCUCGCAACAGUAGUACGCUUUUCAUGCUGCCUUCCCAAUCUAGCAUUGAUGAGUCAAAGGAAGAGGCACUUGAAAUAAAGACUGAGCCUGAAGAGACUGCCAUUCCAACACCCGCCAUCACUCAGCUUGAAACUACUAUUAAGCGUGAGGAAGAGGAAGUACAGCCUCCACAAACACAGUCACAGCCAAAAGACAAAAGGGAACGCGAAAGAGAGCGUGAACGAGACAGAGGACGAGAGAAAGAAAGAGGAGACAGUUCCAAGGAUAAAUCAAAACAUGAGUCUGAUUCAAAGCGAAAAGAGGCAGAGUCUAUUAAACAGAUGAAAGCAGAGCUAAAGUAAGAAAAAUCUUAGAAUAAGUGUAUAAUGAAUUUUUCUGUGUGGAUGUCUCCUUUACGGUGUGUUUCUUUUAACAAGGAGAGUGCAGGAGUCCUUGAGAGACAUGAAGCUGCUUUUAGACAUGUAUCGUUCGGCACCCAAGGAACAGAGAGACAAGGUUCAAUUGAUGGCGGCAGAGAGAAAAAGUAAAGCAGAGGUAAAAUAAAUAAAUGUAUUUGAUUAUAUUAUAAAUACAGGGACACUCUAAAUUAUAGUAGUUAUAUGGUUUAAGGAGAAUUUGUGUGCAGUUCCUCUGGUUUUUAUUGCACUGUUUUUACAAAAUAUCUAUAAUUUUUUUAAUUUAUUUUUUUGUACCUCAUUUUUAAAAAUGCAUGGGGACCGGUUUUAGGCACCUUGCCUGUCCUAAGCAAAUAUGUAAGCUACCCAAAGUCUUAUGAUCUUUUUAUGGUUAAUAAUUGCUUACAUAAGUCUGAUAUUUCAGUAGUUAAGAGGCAACAAUUCAAACCUACCUAUUGACCCUUUUAAAUGGAAUUUUUAAUUUUAUCUUUGCCUAUAUUAUGGCUUUAAAAAAGUAUAAAUAAGGGUUUGGCCUGUCUUCCAAGAUGGCCGGAUGUGUAUUACUGAAGCCCCACUAAAGUGUUAAUUCUUGCAACCAGCAAUUCUAUUUUACCAGUAAUUGCUUUAAGCUGUAUACACACCAUUCCCUGCUGGCUAUUAAUCAUGUCCAAAAUCGAGACCUAUCAUGACUUGUGCCCGGAUUGACGCUGGGCACUGACCUUACAGUUGAAGAUCUUCAGCCCCAUUCUAUCCCCUUUGGAUCCUCCAAAUAGACAGCCAAUUUGCUGCAGCCGUCACUGGUAACAGUUGUUGGGAUAUACUCUUACAUUCCACUUUGAGUCUAAGUAAGUCAGGCAGAGGAAAUACACAGAGACAAAGUAGUCCAUUUUAAGUCUCUCUCAGUAUAUCUCUUGAUUGGGUUGGAAUUUCAGUGGAAUGCCAACAAAGUCAAAAUGAGUAUUUCAUAAAAUUCUAUGAAUCGCUUUAACUGAUAUCCACCCGAGCACCUUUAUCCUUCACAAAACUUGUUAAUAUAUUUUUUUGUGUUGUGGGAAUUUUUUUCUUUUCUUUUAAAUAUAUCUUUUUUUUUAUGGUGGCCGAGGCUGGAGUGGUCAUGUAUUUUAAUUUUAAACUCUACUAGUGAACUGUGUAACACAGAUGUAUAAUGUUCCUUUCAGGGGGUUAUUAUGAGGUGAUUGCUCUAUGCUAUUCAAUGCGUAGUGUCUGCUGCUGUCAAGGUAAGUAUAACAAAAUAAAGAAAAAAGUUACCUGGGCUCUUUCCCAAAUCCCUAUGUAUAUUUAAACAGAUGGAGGUUAUUUAGUUACUCCAAUGGCCAUUAGAGGGAAUGCCCACCUGCCACGUCACUGCACACCUUUUAGGUGGGUCCUACACUGACAGUGUAGGACCCACCUAAGAGGUUUGCCUAACAGUGUAGAUUCCACCUAAGAGGUUUGCCUAACAGUGUAGGACCCACCUAAGAGGUUUGCCUAACAGUGUAGGAUCCACCUAAGAGGUUUGCCUAACAGUGUAGGACCCACCUAAGAGGUUUGCCUAACAGUGUAGGAUCCACCUAAGAGGUUUGCCUAACAGUGUAGGAUCCACCUAAGAGGUUUGCCUAACAGUGUAGGAUCCACCUAAGAGGUUUGACUUGUUGUGGCAGGUGGGCAUUCCCUCUAAUGGCCAUUCUAGUAACUAAAUAGCUUCCAUUUGUUUGCAUAUACAUAGGGAUUUGGGAAAGAGCGCAGGUAACUUUUUUCCUUUGGUUUUUACUGUAUGUAUUGGGGCUGAUGUGUACUAUGGUCGUUGUUGCCGCCCAAGAGUAGUGGGAGUUUGAGUGCAUGACUACAAACAAAGGAUAGCAGCGUAUUACUGGACCUUAGAGUGACCAGGCUUAUCACAAUGCCAAUUGUUGGAGACAUAACAAGGUCAAGGAACAAAGCAAGAUCAGGGAUUCCUAUGGUGAACAUUAACUAGACUCUAAGCCAGGUCAAGAAGUACAGAUAACAGAGUAGUCAGACAAGCCAAACCAGGAAAUCUCAGAAUAAGGAACUUACUAUUGGGAUCACAAGGAAAUCACAACAGCGUGCUGAACAGAUGGAAGCUCAGGUAUUUAUAGCCCUGAGAGCAUUUCCUUGAUAGCCAUGCACCCAAAACGUGAGUGGGCAUUGGCAAAGGCUUGUUGAUGCUGUGAAGCGGACAGAGCUACAGUAUCUUAGGGGAGGCAGGAAUAGUACGUAAACAGCGUUACGCAAGGGUAUACAUGUUUACAAAUGCAAAAUGUGCUGUGCUGGUAAUGUACCAUUCUAUCAAGGGGGUUAUUUCCCAGACUAGGCUUUGGAGUGUAACAUCAUGCAUGUCACUUGUAGUUAAGUUUUUGUGUUAAUAAUGUAGCUUUACAAAGAGAUUUACACAUAUUUACCCAUUGAUCUAUGCUUUCACAUUCUUGUUUCAGUUAGAAGAACUGCGUCAACGUCAUCGGGAGCUAGAGGAAAGAGAGCGUAGGGACAGUAAGAAGAUGGCAGAUGAAGAUGCUCUACGCAGAAUGAGAUCAGCUGAAGAGCAAACAGAAGCGCUCCAGAAAAGACUUUCUACAGCAAAACAGGUAAGGGAGUAUACACCAGCAUGAAAAUACCUGCAGUCUGUCUCGGCCAACAUGAAAUGUAUUUAUCAGUUUAUUGUAACCAUUGUGGUACAUCCUAUACAAGUAGUUCCCAGCCCUGCCCUGAAGGCACACACUAGUGAUCCAUGUUUUGUCAAUAUCAACCUCCCCCUUUGUACAGAAUUGGUGAAUGCCUAACCGUGGGUGUGACUUGAAGACUGUGUUUAGAACUACUGUUCUACUGUGCCUGUGAGCUAGUGAGGGAGGACUGGUUAAUGUAUAAUAAUAGCUGAAUAAUAGCUGAAAAUGACUCAAGUUUAAACUUUCAGUGCCUUGCUCCCUUUUUUAAGGAGCUAAUGUUACCAGUUACACUUAUAUUAAAAAAAACUUACAAUUCUGCUAGUGCAAUGUAACAAUUACAUUUAAUGUCUUCUGUUUUAAUGCAGAAGAAAAGAUUAAUUUUUUUUAUUAUUUGUGUCAUUUUUUUUAAUAGAAUGAUGUAAUUCCCUGCUUGUACUAUAUUGUACUUUGCAGUGAAGAGUGUCUACCAGAUUUCUUAAUUUAGACACGCAGAGAUUUACAGAGGUUAAAUAAAGUUUGAUAAAUUGUUCAUUUUUGGAAGAUGAGCCAGAAAAUGUUGUCUGACCAAUCUCCAUCUCCUGGUUUUGUUCAUUACUGCACUGUUGGUAAUCUCACAAUUUAAAGGGACACUAUAGUCACCAUAACAACUACAAAUACAUGGAAUUUUUUCUGGUGAGUAGAAUCAUUACCUUCAGGCUUUUUGCUGUAAACACUGUCUUUUCAUAGAAAAUGCAGUGUUUACAUUACAGCCUAGUGAUAACUUCACUGGCCACUCCUCAGAUGGCUGUUAGAGAUCCUUCCUUGGUCAUGGCUGCCUAAAAUGCAUCCAAACAUUCAAUCUCCUCCCUCUGCAUGCAGACACUGAACUUUCCUCAUAGAAAUUCAUUGAUUUCAAUUCAUCCCUAUGAGGAGAUGCUGAUUGGACAGGGCUGUGUUUGAAUCAUGCUGGCUCUGCCCCUGAUCUGCCUCUUUGUCAGUCUCAACCAAUCCUAUGGGGAAGCACUGUGAUUGGAUCAGGCUACCACUUCUGAUGAUAUCAGCAGACUGCUUGUUUUUUUUUUUUGAGGCAAACAGCAUGCAGAGCUACAGCUUCAGGCUUGAAUACAGUACGAAUUUGCUAUAUUUAUGGAGGCAUGGGGGGGCAGGGGGGGCUAGAUGGUGGUAUUAACACUUAUAGGGUCAGAAAUACAUGUUCGUGUUCCUGACCCUAUAGUGAUCCUUUAAAUAACUCAGUGCCACAAUUAAGUGGUAAAUGUCAUACUAAUAAGGCCCUUAAUACAAGUCAAGAGUAAUAGAUAAAAGAAAUGCACUUAAAUUAGAGUCCUAGAUCUAUAUAUAAUCCUAAAAACACUAAUUUAAAGGAUCACUAUAGUCAUCCAGACCACUUCAACUCAAUGAAGUGGUCUGGGUGCCAGGUCCCCCAGGUUUUAACCCUUCAGAUGUAAACAUUGCAGUUUCAGAGAAACUGCUAUGUUUACAUUGCAUGAUUAAUCGAGCAUCUUGUGGCUGUCUUCCUGAAAAUCGCAGUGAGCACGCAGAACGUCCAUACAAAAGCAGUGAGAAGUGCUUUCCUAUGGGUGCUCUAACUGCACAUGCGCAUUCAGCUCCACUCGGGGGCCUCCCUCUCCGACAUCAGCUCCCGAGUGGAAGCACCCAUAGGAAAUGCGAAAAUCGCAUUGAGCACGCAGAACGUCCAUAGGAAAGCAGUGAGAAGUGCUUUCCUAUGGGUGGUUCCAAUGGGCACGCGGCUUUGGCCGCACAUGCACAUUCGGCUCCACUCGGGAGUCGAUGUCGGAGAGGGAGGCUCCCGAGUGGAGGGAGCCCGGUGCUGGAUAAAGUCUUUAACCCCUUCAGCCCAGUGGGAGGGGGGCCCUGAGGGUGGGGGAGACCUAAGGACUAUAUAGUGCCAAGAAAACUAGUUUGUUUUCCUGACACUAUAGUGAUCCUUUAAGAUAAUUUCUUCAAUAGAGCAGUCCUAAUGUGUAAACAAACGAUACAGUGUUAAACUUAUACAAAGUAUCUGUGAUGACUGUAACAAGCUAGAUACAGUUUCCAAAGACUCUGCUAGGCUCCAUAAAUUUCCAGAAGAAUGGCAGCAGCUUGCAGCAAGGGAUAUAUAUAUUAAUUAGACAUCUUCUUCUGGAACAUUCUUUUACUAUAUCUUUUAUUAUAUGUAUAUUAUAUCCUUUAUUAGAUAUAUAUAUAAUUUUCUUUGUUAGAUGUGUGGCGAAAGUAACCUCGCCACUUGUACUUAGAUGGGCCUGCUUGACAGCGUCCUGCCCACAGACUAUGGGCCUUGCAGGGAAACCUGUAAAAGACUACCGAACUUGACCGACUGUUAGCACUGAUUUCCCUGGAACUGUUUUGGGCAUAGGACCACAUGCACGGUCAGUCAAAACGAUGACUUCCAGGAAAUUCUUGAACCGAUCUGGGUGAUUUUUGGAUAUGUUGUUCACCCAGAUCCGGGCUAUCAGGGGAUGUAACUUAUGGGGUUUUAUGUGUUUUUACGGUACUUUUUGGGGUUUCAUAAAAUUGUAUGUUUUUUUGUGCUUGGAGAUAAUUGGGUUAGAUUAGUACUGAUUCAAUUAUUCCCCAAGCACAGAGGGGGUAUUCUAUUGUUUGUGAGUGAGAGUGUCACAUGUUGUAACUAUACUGUUAUUGGUAUGUAACAUUGUAACCCUGUGUCCCAUCAGUUCCACAUGGGUGUUCUCCUUGCAUGGGGACUUGCAUAAAACGUGGGGUAUGUUGAGUCUUUUUCAGUCGCCACUUAGUCACAAACACUGGCCAAAUAUUAGUUUUUUGCAUUUUUCACACAAAAACAAAUAUUAACGCUAACUUUGGCCAGUGUUUGUGACUAAGUGGCUACUAAAAAAGACUAAACAUACCCCACGUUCAAUACCUUGGAUUGUCUACUUUUUCAAAUGGUAUGCCAUUAUGGGGGUAAUUCUCAUUCCUGGGCUACCACGCCAUCUCAAAGGUAACAUUACUAAUCUGGCAAAUUUCAAUUUGCAAAUGGAACGUUCUAUAUUUGACCCUGUAACUUUCCAAAACACCAUAAAACCUGUUAAUGGGGGUACUGUUGUACUUGUGAGACACCGCUGAUUACAAAUAUGGGCAUUUUUUUUCAGUAAUACCGAACAGUAUUAUGACAUUUCCAGCUAAAAUGUGAGGCGGAACUACAUAUUUUUUAAAAAAUUUACAUUUUUCACAGUUUUUAAAAUUUUAUUCAUAAUAAAUUAUGUUUCAUAUAUAAAUAUUUGAUAUGAAAUGAAGUCCCUGUUUCUCCUGAACAAAAUGAUAUAUAAUAAGUGUGGGUGCAUUUAAUAUGAAAGAGGUGAAUUACAGUUGAACAGACAUAUAGCGCAAAUUCCAGUUUUUGUUUACGUUUUGUUUUAAACAGAACGUGUACUAUUGACUUUGUCCUAAAGGGGUUAAAUUGUAUUUUUUUUUUAUAUAUACACUAGAGGGAGGUGUUUUUUUUGUUUGUUUUUUUUUGGCUUAGCUGCUAUAUUUGUUUUUAAGUACUAAGUUUUUAUGCUUUUUUUCUUAACUUCCUCCCAUAUUCUUGAGAUACUUCCUGAGCACAUUUAUUGAAGGUGUAUUUUUUUGGUAUAAUAAUGGAUUUUUUUUUUCUAAACUGAAAUAUAGUAAUGCAAAUAUGAUACAUGCCCUAAUGUAUGCUAUAUAGGAAUCAACAUUAAAGGAUUAAUCCAAGUACCAUGUUUACUUCAGUCAUUUAAAGUGGUCAUGGUGCUUGGGCUCUGUAUGUAUAGUGUUUUGCUCUGGAACAGAAUUUAACCCCUUUGUAACUCCACCUUAAGCUGCGUCAUUGGAGCAAUGCCAGUUCUAUGGAUAUUUCUAUGUAUUGAUGCUCAUUCUUUGGCAGUGUUCAGCCAAUGAAUGAAUGUCAGGGUUGGCAUCUGGUUUCUGUAGCUCUGCAGAAGCUGGAUGUCUGCAGAGGAGAGUCUGCACCAUGUCAGAGGCUUCUCCCCAGAACUAAGGGUAUGGCUCCAAGGUACUCCUGGCAUCAUAACCAUUACGGCGGGUUAUAGUGUUUAUGAUGCUUGGAAUAAUUAUUUAAAAGGAAACUAUAGACAUCAAAAAACUUUAGCUUAAAGGGAUCCUAUAGUGCCAGGACAACAAACCCGUUUUCCUGACACUAUAGGCUCAUGGAGCGCCCCCCCCACAGGGUUGAAGGGGUUAAAAACCUCUUCAGCCACUUACCUGAACCCAGUGCCGAUGUCACUCGGCGCUGGGUCAGGCUCUUCCCCCGCCGCUGGCAGGGGGAGACCUCAUGCGCAGCAAUGGCUGCACGCAUUAGACCUCCCCAUAGGAAAGCAUUAUUCAAUGCUUUCCUAUGGGGAAAAUCUGACGCUGGAGGUCCGUGAGGAUGUCCAGCGUCAGAUAACAGACCAAAAGUCAGUUAGAAUUUUGGAAGCCCUCUAGUGUCUGUCUGGUAGAUAUACAUCUUAGCGUCACAGUUCAAGAGGGAAAUCGGUCUAAAAUUUUUACAUUGGGUCGUAGUUUUACCCGGCUUGGGAAGCGUGGAGAUGUGCGCUAAUAGCAUUUCUGUAGUGAGGGCACCCUACGAAUAACUGAUUAAAAACUGUAUGUAGUUGGGGUGAGAAGAUGUCGGAGAAUGUUUGAUAAUAUUUGUUAGAGAGUCCGUUGGGUCCAGGGGUUUUGUGUGCUGGCAGUUGUGCUAGUAAGUCAAAUAUUUCCCUCAGUUCAAAUGGUCUCGUAAGAUGGUUUCUAUCAGCUUCCGUCAGUGUCUAAGACUCUAUUUAUGUCUUGGGUAUUGGGAGUUGUCUGUUCAUCUCAGAGAUUAUACAAGUUACCAUAAAAACAAGCAAAUUAGUUUACAAUGUCUUGAGGGUUAAGAAUUUUCUGAUUACCGGAUCCCUUUAGGUAGGCAGUUAUGGAGGUGACCAUUCUAGCCUUCAGUCAGAAUGCCAGUAGGGCUCCAGAUUUGUUUCACAUCACAAAGAAUUUGUAUUUCAUGCGUUGUAAGAGAAAUGCAGUUUUUGCUAACUCUAGGUCUUUAAGUUGUGUGUUGUAAUGUAAGAAGUUUGGAGUUGGUACCAGGUGUUGGGUUUUAUUUGUUGGCGUGAGUCAGUGCUGCGAGCUCCAUGAUAAUAGUGGUUUAUUUAGCAUCUCAUUCUUUUUUCGCAUGGCUAGCAUGCUUAAUAAAUGUUCCUCUUAUGUUCCUUAUUGGCCAACAAUAUCCUCUCAAUUGAGGAAUCUGGGGGGUAUUGAGAGUAAAGUAUGUAGCUCUUCUCUCAUUUGGGAAACUAUGGAAGUGUUGCUUAGCAGAUGUUCAUUAAGUCUCCAUGAACCUUUGCCUUAAUUGGAGAAUUCUUCUUGGAGUAAUAGAGUAAUGGGAGCAUGGUCCCACCAAGAAAGUAAACCAACAGUAGUUUGGGCAAUUUUGGAGUGUAUGAGGAACCUAUCAAUUCGUGAGUAGCUGUUGUGUGCUGUAGAGUGAUACGUCAAAUCUCGCUCUGAUGGGUGAUGUACUCGCCAUGAGUCUACAAAAUGGUGUGCCAUUAGAGGUUUUUUGUAUGCAUGAAGAGGUGUGUCUCAUUUUGUGAAGUGUUUGAGAUCAUAAUGGUUUAGGUGUAGAGGAGUGUAAUGCGCUAUCAAGUAAAAAAUUCGGAUCACCUCCCAGAAUUUGUACAUUUGGGACAAUGCAAAAACAGUAUUCAAAAAUAACAGUUGAUUCUCAUUCGGACCAUAAACAUUGAUCAACAUAUAUGGGUUGUUAUUAAUGACAUUGCAAUAUCAGAUAUCUCCUUUUUUGUCACUGAUUUUGCAUAUUAGUGUGAAAGAAACUCCCUUGCUUAUUAAGGUGGAUACUCCGCGUUUCUUUUUCUUGAAACAAGAAUGGUAAUGGUGAGGAAACAAUUGGGAUGAAAUUCAAAAAUAUGGGCCUGCCUCACCACUUAAAAUGGGUUUCUUGGAGAAAACAUACAUGGGCGUCAUGGUUUUUGGCCUUUUUCAUUGACAAGCGCUGCUUGUGGGGCAAGUUGAGUCCCUUGGCAAUUAGGGAAAAGAUAUUAAGUACCAUGGGUGGGCAGGGCUGGAUAGUCCUAGCUGUAUGUUCGGCAACCAAGCCGAGAUCUGUAGGGGUAGGCCUGCUGUGUGACUGCAGUUUCUAAGAACAUUAGGUAGGGGAGGAGUAUUCCCAAGUAAAGGGGUGGACAUAAUAUCCCAGUUCGUAUUACACUCAUUAUCGACAUUAUCGACAGGUUGGGCGUAUGAGGUCUGAAAAUAAAAUAAAAAAUACAAAUACAAAUAACACACUGUAAAAACUUAAAGGAACAACUAUUUACAGAAUUCCGUUUGCUAGUAAAUAGCAUUGUUCAGUGGGGAAAUGGAUCUCGAAGUGGCUUAGAAUGGAAUGAAGCCACUGUGGGGGUAACCAAAGAGAGAGGUUGUAACCGUAUUGCAACCCGGCAACAGCAUGUGCUGAGGCAUACAAAUAGUUAAAUAUUGACCUAGUAGCAUAUGAUAGGACCAGAAACAAAAAAAUCUUAUAAAAGCAGGUAAAUAUAGGUAAGGCAAUUCACGGAAGUUGAUAGUAGUGGAACACCUUAUUGGGUCAGAUCAGCGUUCAGGUGUGGGUCGUAGCAGUGAUAUAGUCCUUGGGGAGCUUUUUUCUAUAUUGAUGUUCCAGUUUUGCAGCAUGGUCUUUCCGUCUGUAGGGGUGAACAUGGUCUUGUCUACUCCAUUUCUCCUCACCAGUAUACAAAUGGGAAACCCCAUUUGUAUACUACAUUUGCUGGUCUUAAGGCCUUCGCGAUUGGAGCAAAUGUUUGUCGUUUGAGCAUGGUGGCAGAGGAAAGAUCAAUAAAUAAUUGCAUCUGCUGGAAUUUUCGUGUGAGGGUAGGCUUCAACCUUGCUGCUUGCAUGAUGCAGUCUUUUAUUGUAUAUUGGUGUACUCUCGUAAUGGCGUCCCUUGCCGGAAGAUCUUUGGGUUUCGGAAGCCUAUGAGUACAGUCCAGCAGGAGUUCUGCGGGUUCUAAGGUAGGUAUUAAUGUCCGAAACAGUUCAGUGACAUAUCGUUCAAGCUCUUGCGGCUUAAUUGUCUAUGGGAUCCCCCGGAUCCAGAAGUUGUUGCGCCGGUCUCUAUCUUCGUGGUCUGCUAACUUUUACUCCAUCUUCUGUAGCUUCGCUUCCACUAGGGAAUUGUGAGCCUAGACUAUUUCCUCAGUCCUGUCCUCUAACCUGGCGGUUCGUUCACCUAUGGUGUGGAUGUCGGAUUUGAUGUCCGAGGACACCUCGUAGAGCUCAGUUUGUAGUGAGUAUUUCAGUUCUCGGAGCAUAUGGUGUACCAAGAGGUUUGUGGCCAGGCUAGCCAAUUGUGUGGCAGCAGGAGCGAUAUCACUAACGUCCGAGCAUGAGGCCGGUGAGUCAGGCCGCUAGACGCCAUCUUGAAUGCUAGGCCUUGCUGUUGCUGGUUGAAGUUGUAAAGUUUUCUGCUUAAACUUUUUUAAAAUGUAUAUUUUAACGGACAGAAAGGGCUUUCAUUUAACAUCCUACUGUAACGGAGCGCUUGUACCCAGAGUUGUACCUCAGCUGUAUAUUCUCCCAGGUCCUGUAGUGAAGCAGUGAUUAUAACUCUGGUAUACCCAAACAUCAGCCGAGACUUGAUGAAGGGUACAAAAUGAAUUGUUUUAAUAGGGCCAAGUGGCCUGUUUAUAUACACAGACCCCCAGCAUGGGUUCUCCAUUCAUUACAACGAUAAGCCCGCCCAGGCAUCUCUGUGUCUGGGAGAUAAGUGAGUUUGCUUUAGCUUAAACAAAUUAUCUUCCAGGCACUAGAGGUACAAAAUAUUACAAAAACACCUAAAAAUAAACAUAAUAUCGGAAGGAACCCCUACAAGUAUUAUAUCCCUGGAUAGUCUGGAUCUGAGUUCCCAAGUUGUCCAAAUAGCGCUCAGAUCCAUAUAUUCUAGCUGAAUAGCCAGCAGGUUAAGUUUUGACCGGCCGUACAUGUGGUCCAAUGCCUAAAAUAGUUCCAGGGCGUUUGGUGCUUUUGACUGUCAACUUUCGGGAGUUCCCAUAAGAAAACAAACUAAGGUUCCUCCUGGCUCGUAGGGGGUAAAUGGUCUUUUUGUUUGGUAGCGUCUGUUCACUGAAAAUCACUCUUCUGGCUUGUCAGGGAACGGAGUAGGUAGUGGUACGAUCUUCCCUGAGGUUUGCAAGGUCAGGUAGCCGAACCAGAGUUCCAUACACUCAACGGCGAAGUAGUGCUGCCUGCGUUCAGCAGACAAAAUGACCAUUCUCUGCAGCACGUAGUUUCGGUUAUACGAAUGGCGGCCACCCAGAAUGAGCACUUAAGUCUGUGGUUACUUUGUAGUUAAAGGGACACUCCGGGCACCCAGACCACUUCUGCCCAUUGGAGUUGUCUAGGUGCCAACUCCCACUACCCUUAACCCUAAAACUGUAAAUAUUGCAGUUUUCAUUAACUGCAAUAUUUACAUUGCAGAGUUAACUCCUCCUCUAGUGGCUGUCUACUAGACAGCCACUAGAGGGCACUUCCGGAUUUAUAGCACAGAUUUUCUGUGCUAUAGUGUCGCUGGACGUCCUCACGCUAUGUGAGGACCUCCAGCGUCGCUGAAAGCCCCAUAGGAAACCAUUGAAAGCAUUAGGUUCCCCCUCCGCCGGCUGCACAUGCGCAAUAGGUCUCCCCCGCCAGAUGACGUCGGCGGUGGAGGAGCGUAGACGGACCUUGAACCAGCCCAGAGGGACAUCGGAGCUGGAUACAGGUAAGUCACUGAAGGGGUUUUAACCCUUUCAGCAACUUGGGAUGGGGGGUGGGAGGGAGAGGGGACCUGCAGUGCCAGGAAAACUAGAGUCCCUUUAACGAGCCGGGGGGUGGUCGGUGUUCAGUAGUUUAUGAAUACCGAACUAGGGAAACUUGGAAAAUUUUCCCAAUAGAUGAGUAAUAGUGAGUUCAUCACACCUACCUAACACAGUAUUAUAUGUGAAUAAAAUGUAAAAUUUUUGGUUAUAAUUUAUUAUUACACAUCCAGUGCAACUAAUUAAAAAUAACUCGUAUAUCAGUCUUGAUGCCCAGUAUUUUUAGCAUCUAAAUACAUUUUGAUAGUUAAAACAAACCUUAUGCUAACUCCUACACUGUGGUGCAAGCAGGGAUUUAACAUUGAUCAUUCUGCGAUCAUAGUAAUAGGCAUUUAAAUGCCUAUUUAAAGAACUGUUUGCAGCACUGGCUUCCAGCACUACAAACCGCUCAUUGAAACACAAAUUGGCUCCAGCAGACAGUGGGGGAGCCCCUGAGAUAAAACAUUCUUAAUUAAAUCUCUCUUUACAGGAAGUGUUUAGGAAAACUAUGCAAGUUAUCUACAGUGAUGUAUGACCCAGGCUAUAAAAAAAAGUGAUUUAAUUCCUAAAUGGCAAAUAAUUUAGCAGUGAGACUGCAGGGGCAUGAAAUAUGCACCAAACUGUUAAAGGAAAACUCCAGUGCCAGGAAAACAAUCCGUUUUCCUGGCACUGCAGGUACUCUCUCCCUCCCACCUCCCAUCCCAGGUAGCUGAAGGAGUGAAAACCCCUUCAGGUCACUUACCUGAGACCCCACCGAUGUCCCUCGGCCGUGGUUUCGGGUCGGCGUCUCUCCUCCCAGUAAUCACGUCAGCCGGUGGGCGAUACUGAUCCUGCUCGCCGGCUGAGGAAACCUAAUGCGCAUGCGCGGCAAUGCCGCGCACGCGCAUUAGGGAAAGCAUUGAAAAAGAUUUUCAAUGCUUUCCUAUGGGGAAUUCAGCGACGCUGGAGGUCCUCGCACAGCGUGAGGACGUCCAGCGACGCUCUAGCAAAGAAAAUCUUUGCUAUGAAUCAGGAAGUGCCCUCUAGUGGCUGUCUACUAGACAGCCACUAGAAGUGGAGUUAACCCUGCAAUGUAAUUAUUGCAGUUUAUAAAAAACUGGAAUAAUUACAAUUGCAGGGUUAAGAGUAGUGGGAGUUGGCACCCAGACCACUCCAAUGGACAGAAGUGGUCUGGGUGCCUGGAGUGUCCCUUUAAUGCCUUUGGUGUCCCUUUAAACUGAUGUGUACAUUUGAAGCAAGCUUUGUUUUGUAGUGCUUUCAUUUAAUAGCAGAACUUUUAAAUACCUCUUUUCUACUUCUAUGCAUUAGUAAAUCUAUUUAUUAUAAGCCUUUGAAAUAUAUGUGAUAGGAGGAGGAGGCACUGCUGUCAGAAAUGGAUGUCACGGGCCAGGCAUUUGAGGAUAUGCAAGAGCAGAACAUCCGGCUGAUGCAACAGCUCAGAGAAAAGGAUGAUGCCAACUUUAAGCUGAUGUCUGAGAGAAUCAAAUCAAACCAGAUCCAUAAACUUUUAAAGGAGGAAAAGGAGGAGUUGGCAGACCAGCUCCUUACUCUUCGCACACAGGUAUGUAUACAAUCCCUUUUUUAAAAAAAUAUAUUUCUUGUAAAUGAUUCCUCAACUCGUUAACUUUCUCUCUUUUAUAUGGUCUAUGCACCUUCUGUAACAAAUUCAGAUUAAUGUUCUAUUAAGUCUUCUCCCUCUGUAGUGCAGUGUUUUGCACUUGUUUUCUCCAUUUUCUGAUACUUGGUGUUACUGCUGCUCUUUUGCACAGGUAGAUGCUCAACUGCAGGUUCUUCGAAAACUUGAAGAAAAGGAACAUUUACUCCAGAGCAGCAUAAAUACAGGAGAGAAGGAACUGACUUUGCGUACACAAGCACUGGAUCUUAGCAAACGGAAGGUAGUAUCUGCUUGCCGCUCACUUUCAUCCUCUUUACAUACUUGUUUUGAAUCUGCCUUUGCUCAUUUUCACAACUUUUUGCAGGCAUCAGAGGCUUCACAGCAAGCAGAGGAGCUGCGCUCACAGAUGGAGGUAUCUCAAAAGAAAUUGCGAGAUUUGAGAGAAGAAAUAAUUGAAAAUAGUGCAAACCGGGAGAAGGAUGCAUUUAACUACAAGAGAGCUCAGGUGAUUUGACUUAUGCAUGGUUUAUUGUCUGCCCCCUUCCUUUUUUCCCCCUCCUGUCUUUCUCACUAUAUAUCUUUAAUGCUCUGUCUGUUACAGGCAAUUUAGAAACCUUUCCACGGUUGGAAAUCUCCAAUCCCUUUAUUAAUUUGGUAGCACUAUAUUUGAUAUAGAUCCUUCCUUUUGAGAAUUGGUAUCUAACGUUUUGCAUAAUGAAAACACUGGAUAUUACCAUUGUAUUAUAAAGAAAUGAUUUUAAUUUUGUUUCAGUAUCCUAAUUAUUCAUAAUCUCUUACAGGCCUCUGGGGUUGUCUGUAGGUAUUUUCAUUUUUUUUAUCUUUGUGUAAGCAUUUGGUUUUCUCAAAUGACAAUAUUUUAGGAGUAUUCAACUUCAUCUGAUAGCUGGCCAGUUUACCUUUACAUGUACUUACACAUAAACCAAUCAGCCAUGACAUUAAAACCAGCCACGACAGGGUAAGUGAAUAAAAUUGAUUAUAUUGUUACAGUGGCACCUGUCAAGGGAUGGGAUAUAUAUUGGGCAACAAGUGUACAGUCAGUUCUUGAAUUUCAUGUUUUGCAAGCAGGAAAAAUGGGCAGUUGAAAAGACCAGAGCGAAUUUGACAAAUAGUGAUGGCUAGACAACUGUGUCAGAACCUCUCCAAAACAGCAAGUCUUGCUUGUGAGGUGUUCCCGGUAUGUAGUGGUUAGUACCUACCAAAAGUGGUGCAAUGAAGGACAACUGGUUAACCGGCGUCAAGAGCAUGGGAGCCCAAGACUCAUUGAUACACGUGGGAAGCGAAGGCUAGACUGUUUGGAUUAGUCACACAGAAGAGCUCUUGUUCUAAUUCCUGAAAAUCCUAGUGUUGGCCAUGACAGAAAGGGGUCAGAACACACUGUGCAUCGCAGUUUGCGGUGUAUGGGUUUCAUAGACAUAUACCGGUCAGAGUGCCCAUAAUGACCCUGUUCGCUGAAAGUGCCUUCAAUGGGGAUGUGAGCAUCUGACCUACACCAUGCAGUAAUGGAAGAAAGUUGUAUGGUCUGAUAAAUCACAUUUUCUUUUAGAUCAGGUGGAUGGCCAGGUGCACAGUUUACCUGGGGAAGAAAUGGCAGCAGUAAGCACUAUGGGAUGAUGACAGGCUGGCAAAGGCAGUGUUAUGCUCUGGGCAAUGUUCUGGUGGGAAGUCUUGGGUCCUGACAUUCAUGUGGAUGUUACUUUGCCACGUACCACCUACCUAGAGAUUGUUGCAGACCAUGUACACCCCUUCAUGGCAAUGGUGUUCCCUUAUGGCAAUGACUUUUUUUAGGAGAAAAAAUGCACCCUGCCACACUGCAAACAUUGUUCAGGAAUAGUUUGAGGAACAUGAUAAAGAGUUAAAGGUGUUGCUAUGGCCUACAAAUACACCAGAUCUCAAUCCAAUUGUGCAUCUGUGAAAUGUGCUGGAACAACAAAUCUGAUCCAUGGAGGUCCCAACUUACAACUAGCAGGACUUAAAAAAUCUUGCCGAGUCCAUGGUUCCACACAUCAGAACUGUUUGGGCAGCACAAGUGGGAUCUACACAAUGUUAGGCAGGUGGUUUUAAUAUUGUGACUGAUCAGUGAAUGGCGCUUAGUGUUGUUUUUUUGUAUGUUCUGUCUUAGGUAACCUGUUGCUAUCACAUAUCUCCCAUGAUUUUGCCAAAGUGAGUCAUGUGACCCUUUCAGGAACACCUUUUCUCAAUGUUCAGGGGUUACCUAUAUUCUGGAGUGUUUGUUUUUUUGUUUUUUGUUUUUUUUUAUAUGUAAUUCAUUGCAUUGCUUGCCUUGUUGGUAUGUCAAAUGACUUGAGAGAGAAAACCUACCUACAACUGAAAUAGUAGAAAGUUGUUUAUUAAGAUGGCAUAGGUUUUUUUUCUCUCAUCUAGUAUAUUUACGAUCCAUAAUCUGAUCAGCCUAUGUCAUGCUUUUAUUCAACCUUUCCUAGAAACUACAAAUUUGUGCUAAUGUAUGCUCUACAUAUUUUCACUGAUGUUUUGUUAAAUGCAAUAGUAAAAUAAGGAAGAGUUGAACACCUCUAGCUUUCGGCAGAGCAGUCUGUUAUAUACCAACCAUUACUAAAUGAGUCAUACCUUGGAUAAACCUAUAGCUUAGUUUUAUCAUUUUAAUUUAUGUACCAAUUUCAAUCUUAUUUUAUAUACAAUGAAUUAAAAAUAUAUCACUUACUGCACAUUGAUUGAAAUGUUUAACAAAGAUUGCUUGCAAGCAAGAUAGCAUUGUAAUAAACAAGACAAGGUCAGUGUUACAGAAGUCAUUUUCAAUGUUUAACUAUCGAAGGUCAGUAUCCCGUAAAUGAUGGUUAAACUAUCCAGUGUUUAGGUCAUGGGAAAAAAGACAAAACAGAUGUUACUCGUAGUAAGAGUCACAUACAUUAUCGAGGUCAAAACCAACCAAAGAAUUACUACAAUUUUGGAACCACAAAAAGGUGCCUAAUUGUAAUAGAGUACUUAAAUGUUUCAGCCGGAACGGCACCCCAACCAAUCACAGGUAACAACCUGGACUCUGUCUAGUAAUUGCAUAUUGGACUGUAACAACAUGAAAAUUUUACCGGUUUUAAACUUGGAAAGUUGAAAUUGUAGCACAACCCUCUGUUAUAGUUACUGAUGGCAAGAAAGAGCAUGUCCUCCUCAGACAUUCAGAAUCUGUGAAUUGCAAAGUAGCACUCAGCCUUCCACUGUGCUGCAAAGCAAGUAUUUAACAUAGGAACAUAGAAUGUGAAGGCAGAUGAGAACCAUUCGCCCAAUCUAGUCUGCCCAAAUUUCUAAAUACUCUCAUUAGUCCCUGGCCUUAUCUUAUAGCUAGGAUAGCCUUAUGCCUAUCCCACGCAUGCCUAAAUUCCUUCAUUGUGUUAACCUCUACCACUUCAGCUGGAAGGCUAUUCCAUGAAUCCACUACCCUCUCAGUAAAGUAAUACUUCCUGAUAUUAUUUAUAUACCUGUGUCCUCUUGUUGUGGUAGUUUUUCUUCUUCUUUUUUUUUAUUUUAAAUUCUUUAUUUUUGUUCGUGCAUAGAAUGACAAUUAGGUCUGUUACGCCACAACAGCGGUAAGAGACCGAUAUACAACAGCUGGUAUCAUGGCAUAGGAAAUACUGUGCACAAUUAUUUGUUUUUACGGUUAGAUACAUGUUGGAACAAGAUGCAGUUAUGAUUAAGUUUGCUUAGAGGUUAAUAAGGUUACACUGUGUAGUCUAACAUUGGAACAGCUAAAAAUAAUUAUAUAACAUUCUAAGAUUAAUGCAUAUUGUCUUUUAUACAUAACACAGCCGUAGUGGUGAGAGAUGUAUGCACUGUGUGUUUAUGGUGGGUUAUCGGAGGCUGGGUUGUAUUAGUGCAGGUAGGGUGGUGUGUUCUUCUGAGCGGGACUGUUAUAGGUUAUGUCUAUGUGUUUAGUUGUGUCUACCGUGUGAUUACAUUGCUUGGGGGUGCGUGUAAUGUCUGCCAGUUGGUAGGUUAAGAGGGACCUUCAUGGUCAUGUGCGCGGAGGUCAGCGCUCUCAAGUUGGGAGCCAGAUAGAGGCUAAAUGUCAGCUCCUGGUUACUGGGCGGGUAUGUUAGUUUGGGGCGCCUGUGUGGCGUCAGGAAUGCGAAGGGUUAGCUCGGCAUCUUCCCAGUGAGACCACCCAUAGUGGGUCCUAGUGUUAUCGGGUGAUGUGCAUACCGGUAUGUUGGUGGGUAAAGGAGUGCGGCCAUCCGCAAAGCAGGGUGUUAGCUCACCCGGGAGCAGCUGUCCAAGGUGAGUUCAUUAUGUUAGGGUAGAGUCCCGGCAAGGUAAGUUAUAGUCCUGAUAUUUCAAUAUUGUCAGGUGGUGGCUGCUUCUUUAGGUGCACUGGUGUGUCUUCUAGGGAUGAAUUGUGCAGUGCCGGCCAUGCUCCAAGAAGUGGGUUCUUCCCCGCGUCGUGGCCUGGAGCUCCAGUUUUUCUUCUUUUAAAUAUAGUCUCCUUCUUUACUGUGGUGAUUCCCUUUAUGUAUUUAAAUGUUUUUAUCACAUCCCCUGCUGUCUCAUCUUUCUUACAUCUUAUACAUGCUAAGAUUCUUUAACCUUUCCUGGUUAGUUUUAUCCUGUAAUACAUGAACCAGUUUAGUAGCCCUUCUCUGAACUCUCUCUAAAGUAUCAAUAUCCUUCUGGAGAUACGGUCUCCAGUACUGCUUACAAUUCUCCAAGAGAGAUCUCAGCAAUGUUCUAUACAGUGGCAUGAGCACUUCCCUCUUUCUAAUACCUCUCCCUAUUUAACUGCACUUGUUGCUGAAAAAUGUCUAAUUAAACUUUAAAAUCUUUAAUGCAGUAAUUUGUAUUCAAUUUAUUAAAUGAGUGCCUUCUUUGCUAUCAGUUUUAUUUCCCAUUCAUCUUUUAUCACUUUUUCAUUAUUUUUAUGCUUUUUGUUUGUUUUUAUGUAUAUAUAGGAGGACAUAUCUCGUCUGCGGAAGAAAUUGGAAUCCACUAAAAAACCUGAUUUGGUGCCAACAUGUGAUAAAAUUCUUAUGGAAGAAAUCAAAGAAUAUAAGGUAUAAUUAUCUCUAGUUACAGGUCUAAUGUACCCAUUAUACAUUUUACAUCCAAAUCUAUCAUGUUCUUGCAUGUGCAAUGGUGCCAAAAUUGUGUCGCAUUUGUGCAUGUAAAAAAACAAGCCUCAGACACAGAAGAAAACAUUCAUUCAUUUACUACUGGAGAGAAAAGUGGGGUGUCCAGUUAUACUAGACUACAUACAAAAUGUGCACGUGCUUCUCAAAAAGAGGAACUGUCGUGUUUUCAAUUUAAAAAAAUUCUAAUGGUUACCGGUUGUACUAAAAUCUUUUUUUAAUACUCCUCAUAGUAUCUUUUAUUGGCAUUUACCUACUUUGCCAGGCAAGUUUGUUAACUCUUGCAGAACCAUAUAGAUGGCACAUACGCGAGUGCACCAUUGCUGGAGAAAAUGCAGAGUGCAUGCCUAGGUGCAGCAUUUUCUCCUUUAUAUGUUGUAGUGCGCAUGCAUGCUCCCAAAGCAUUAUGGGGUGGUAAAGUUGCUGUAAUGCUGAAGUGCAGCAGAGGUUAAGAACAUUUUUUAAAUUAACGGUGGAAUAGAGUUUACCGGCGUGAAGGAAGAGGGAGCUAUAAUCUCUCUGGAAGUGAUAGUUCCUCUUUAAAACAAGGGUAAUUAUCAAAGAGGAGAAACAGUUGUAUAGAAAUCUAGGUUGCAAAAGACUAAAGUUCAACCUUAAAACCCAUUCUGUUGAUACAAAAGAAGGCAAAAACAAAGCAUCCAGGCCUUUAAAAAAAAAAUAUCUAGAGAAUCUGAUAAAAUAACCUAUUUAGACAGAAAAUUUCACAUCUUUAUUGUUCUUCUCUGAACUCUGCUGUAAGUGAAAACUCCUUUCCAUCAGUCUCAAUGGGUGACAUCUUUUCAGUUGUGUAUUCCUGCUAACAAACAGAUUAGCACAUAGUAGUUUAUACUGAACCUGUAUAUAUUUGUAUAAUGCCAUCGUAUUCCCUCUGAGGCGCAUUUAUUUUCCAAAGAAAACAAAUGCAGUUUUUCUAGCCUUCCUUCGUCUUUUUUAUCCCCCUUAUUAAUUUUGUAGCUCUUCUCUGCACUUUUUCUAGUUCUUCUUUAAAACUGAUGACCAAAAUUGCACUGCAUAUUCAAGGGGGGUUUUUACUAUUGCUUUAUAAAGAGACCAAACUUUAGUUUGAUCAAGUAAAUCAAUAACCCUUUUUAUACAUGAAACCACCUUACUAGUUUUUGCAAUGGCUGACCGUCAUUGCAUACCGUUGCCUAGUUUAUCUAUAAUUUUUAUUUAAUGUUAUCUCUAACGCAGCCUCAUUUAACUCUAUAGGGUCAAUGACACAAACAUGCAUUCCUGACCCUAUAUAGUUAAAAACACCCCUUGCGUCCCUAAAUAUAGUAAAAUCUUACGUUCAUUCCAGUUUGCUGCUGCUGACUCUGGCCCAGAUCUUCCUGCUUGGCUGACAUCUUCAGGAGUGGUGAUCUGAGCCAAUCACAAUGCUUUUACAUAGGAACGCAUUGGAUUGGCUGUGCUUGUCAAUGAGGCAACUUAGGCCAAACACAGCCCUGUCCAAUCAGCAUGUCCUCAUACAUUGAAUCACUGCAUCUCUAUGAGGAAUGUUCAGUGUCUGCAUGCAGAGGAUGGAGACACUGAAUGGGUGGAGGUACUGCACAGUGUACAACACGGCUACUAGCACCUCUAGUAGCCAUCUGAGGAAUGGCCAGUGGAGGUAUCCCUAAGCUGUAAUGUAAACAUUCCACUAACUCUGAAAAGACCAUGUUUAUUGCAAAAUGCCUGAAGGGAAUGAUUAUACUCACUAGAACUAAUACAAUAAGCUGUAGUUCUGGUGACUAUAAUGUCCUUUUAAUGUAUAAGUGGCCUGUGGGUUCCUUAUUCCAAAAUGCAUCUCUGUAGUGAAGUUAUAUCAUGUUCAGACUGCAGAUGACCUAAAACUUUGUAAAAUUAUAGAAACACUUACAAAUGACUUUCAAUUCCAUCUUCAAGAUCAUUUAUAAACUGAUUAAAGGGAAGUUGAUCCAUGACAGACCUCUGAUGCACUCUACUCACUACAUUUGUCCAAUUAGAAAAUGUUCCCUGUACAAAUAUUAUCUGCACUCUAUCUUUAAUACAAAAACACGAUUUUUCACCUAAACCAACUGAUUUCAGUUUUAAUAGUAACUUUUUGUGUAAAAUUGAGCAAUGAGACUGCAGCGGGCAUGAUCUAUACACCAAAACAGCUUCAUUAAGCUUAAGAGGAUUUUUUUUUUUUUUUGUUUUAGCAUCACUUUGAAAUUGUUUUUUUUUUGUUUAUAAAAAAAUUGCAUAAUUUAAAGAGAUCACGCACAUCUCUUUAAAAUUAAACUGUUAUGUUAUUUUUCAAGCUUGAGGUUUCAACUUUAUAUUGUGCUAGCAGUUUUGCUAGCACAUGUAUAGAUUUGGGAGAAAAAAAACGAUUUACAAAUAUUUUUUUUUCUCCCAUCUAAAUCUCAAUUCCUCGACAGACGUUCAAUGUUGAGGAAUGAAGAGACAGGGAGAGCAGAAGAGACCCACUGCUCUCCACCCAUUGCAAUCACGGAGCAUGGUGGGCCGGUGGUGGGUAUUACAGAGUGUAACAUCCACCUUUGUAAGGAGAUCGUGGCCUGUAUAACCACCUAGAAACAUUUUACAUAUUUGGACAUAAGGAUAUCGGAUAAAUACUAAACAUUUGUACAAAUAUUUUUUUACACUCUCAGAAUUUCUCAGAUCCGAUCAAAGGGACUUGGUUGUGUAAUCUCUCACACAUUCAUUUAAAAAUUUUACGCACUCUGUUGUAAUGUUAAUCAAAUGUCAUUUUGUUUGUAAUUUGCCAUUUCUAUUCCACCCACCUUUUCUUUAUAUCCUAGCCCCCCAAAUGUUUUUUCCUAUGAUUUGCUUCCUCUACGUUUAUUACUUUUUAACCUGGUUCUCUUGCAAAUCUCAUGUUUCGUGUACUUCAUUUCCUGUGCUAAAAUUUUCCACUCAAUAUUACAGACCAGACUCACUUGUCCAUGCUGCAAUUCAAGGAAGAUGGAUGUUGUCCUCACCAAGUGUUUCCAUGUAUUCUGCUUCGAAUGUGUGAAGACACGCUAUGACACAAGGCAGCGCAAGUGCCCCAAGUGUAAUGCAGCUUUCGGAGCCAACGACUUCCAUCGUAUCUACAUUGGUUGAAUUGUACAAUACAUUACAAUGCCUCAGCAGCUCCCUGCUUGCAUAGACAUUAUAGACCUACCCGCAUGUGUAACUGCCCUACUCUACAUGGACACAUUGCGCUGCAGGAAUAGCAUCCUCGUAUAGUCCCCUAACAAACCUCUCCUAGAAAAGUGUGAAGCUUAAUGUACUCUACAAAUUCUCAUUUCUCAAAAAAAAUUCUUCUUUUAUACUACUACAUCGAGAAAUGAAAUUGGGCUGAUUGUUGUUUCUUGUGACAUAAGCUGUAAUUAAAUUAUUUUCCUUGAAAAUCGUUUACUCGUGAAUACUGAACAGUAUGUGAAUUUAUUAAUGCUUCUAUUUUUAAAGCAAAAUAUUUGUUUAAAUAUAAGCAGUACAUUGAGGGUUAACAGGAA